Mucor velutinosus is the source of this 2619-nucleotide messenger RNA. RefSeq lists its product as uncharacterized. Bases 1 to 2619 code for a protein of 872 amino acids. The transcript is spliced from 14 exons. The record is from RefSeq and is a predicted model, not a curated record. NCBI's taxonomy places the organism in Eukaryota, Fungi, Mucoromycota, Mucoromycetes, Mucorales, Mucoraceae.
AUGAGUACUACCAACAGUGCAUCUCCUAUUAGAUCUUCUGCCUCUGUGAGAAGAGGCCCUACCCUUCGAGGCGGUCGAUUCAGGCCUGCAAUCGGAAGAAGCAUGCGUCGGGUGCCACAACAAGGUGCUACUGACGAAGAGGAAAAGAUUGGCUUGACAAACACCAGCAGUGAUGAGGAUGAGGACGAUGACAAGUAUCAGUUUCAUACCGUGGAAGAUGUCAGUUUGACAGAUAGCAGUGAAAAGGUCGAGACAGAUGAGUACGGCAAGCCAACGUACCAUCAUGGCGAAGAGACUUUUGGUGAUUUGAUAACGCAUCCGGUUCAGGAACUUCAUGCUCAUCAAAAACGCAAAGAAAGCUUCAAAUCAAGAACAUCCAGAUGGUCAGCACUUCAUUCUCCAGGUAGUGGACAAGGAGGCAGAACAGCAGUAGGAGGAGGAGGAGGAGGAGGAGGGACAGGAGUAGCCGAGCAUCAACAUCAGCAACCAUACUCAAAUAGUGCCCCUUCAGAAAUCAUUCAAUAUUCUAUUGUGCUACAUUUCAGACAACUGCGUGGUAACCAAGGCUUUGUUUUGGAUCAUGACGCAGCCACAGACUUUUGUGAAAGACUUAAUUUUACUCAGCAAGAACGAAUCGCAUUCAAUGGCAUUCAUGACACUGAUGGACUAACCGAGUUUUUGUACAAAAUCAAGCGCGAGUUUUCCAUCAAAAUCCAUCACAAAGUAGCACACAAUGAACACCAUUCACACCAGCACCACCCCGAGCAUCACACCAUUGAAUUUAAUGAAAAUGUGUACAUUGAGUUCAAGCCAAAAAACAACCAUCAUGACGUGCUCUUGCCAGCUGGAGCCACUCGUCGUCCAUUCUUUCAGCAUCCAGAACCAGAUCUUAGUGCUGACAUUGGAGAGGAAAAAGCAGCCUCUUGGCUUGAACUGUUUUAUGAUUUAUUCUUUGUGGCCACUUUGACACAAUUUACACACAGCCAUCAUAUCACAGAUUGGGCAUCUUUGGGCCUGUAUACACAGUGGUUUAUCAUUACCUGGUGGGCUUGGUGUGCUAGUUCAUUAUACACUUCCAGAUUUGAUACCGAUGAUGUUGUGCAUCACAUUUACAAGUUGAUAGAAAUGUGCGCAGUCAUUGGCAUGGCAGGUUCGUCCGAGUAUUUCUUGAAUUCGUCAGGCUAUGUCUAUGGGUAUAUAGCAUUAAAGGGUGUCUUGGCUGUGGAAUACUUUGUCGUGUUUGUGGUUGCAAUUCUAGCUAAAUCAAAAUCCCGCAUUGCCUUGGCAUUCUAUGUUGGAGCUAACCUGCUCUCUAUUGCUCUAUGGGCCUCCUCACUCACUAUUCUAGAAAAGGGAACACAUCGUAUUCUUUGGUAUUUGGGUGUUUUGUCUGAAGUCUUGGUCAACAUCAUUGUUCGUGGCGAUAAAACAUUGUCGUGGGCUGCUAGUCAUUUGGCUGAAAGACUCGGUUUACUGUCCCUGAUUGUGUUGGGAGAGAAUUUGAUGGGACUUGUUACUUUGGUAUCUGUAGCUGGCAACUAUCUGAUUAUUGUUGUGCCCAAUUUCAUGGCUGUAUUCAUCAUUUUCGGGUUCUUUUUCAUGUAUUUUGAAGAUUUCAACAAGGAGAUCUUUUUGCACAACAAAUACCAUCAAAUUUGGGUAUAUCUUCACUUUCCUCUUCAUUUAUGUCAAGUUGCAUUUGGUAUCUCGCUCAUCGAUAUCCUCAAGAUUUACAGACAUCAAUUGACCAGAGACCAUAAGUUACCUGAAGAAGCAGCAGUAUCUGAAGGAGAGCAUGGCGCGACAGCUUCUGGUGGAGAGCACGGCGCUACAGCUGCUAGCGGAGACCAUGGUACUGCUACAACAUCAGGUGAGGGCAGUAGCACUUCUGAACAUCCAGCAUCUGCCUCUUCUGGUACAGAGCAAGGAGCUUCAGGCGCCGAACAUGGAAGCACUGAAAGCACAUCCACUGAGACAGCCCCAUCAGCUCAUGAAUCCGCUCCUGUAUCUCAUGGCACGACUACAGAAACAGCACACAGUAAAGCCAAACGAGCCAUUCUCAUGGUUAGCAACGACUAUGUUCAUCAAGACAGCGCUGACUAUAAUCCUAUGAAACUGGCACAGCAAAUAAGAGAGCAACAAGAAGUACAGCAACAAAGCAGCAACCACUGGCCCGAUGCUACAGGACACUGGACUACGUGGUGUAAAUACAUGGCAGCAUCCCUGGUUGCAGGCACAUUGCAAAUGAUUUCAUCAUCUCCAGAUCAUCAUGAAAGUAUACACAGUAGUGGCCAUCAUUUAAUGCGUAGAUCAGAGCCUACAGCUGCUGGUGCUGAAGGGUCCUUUACAGAUACUAUUACUGUGGCUGAAAAUGUGUUUGUCUACAAGACAUUUCUUAUCUUUGCCGGUCUUAUUUUGGUCAUCAACUCGUUGAUUAAAGCACUCAAUACAAAAAUUUCAGAUUUGUAUGGCAAAAUCAUCAUUGGAUCAAGAAUCAUUAAUGCUAUUGUGCUUUGGUCAAUGUGCGCGUUACCCUUUGCUAAAUUAGAUGCUAUCGUGCUAUUGUGCACAAUGGUUGGCUCAUUGGUUUUCCAAGCUCUAGUGGAUCUACUUGAUUAA